AUGCGCUGCUCCACCCUGCUCGCCAUCCUCACGGGGGUGCUGCUGUACUUGGUGCUGGGUGCCAUGGUGUUCCGGGCUUUGGAGGCGCCGCUGGAGGAAGGCAAGCACAAGCGGCUGCAGGGCACGUGUCAGGAAUUCCUGAUGAACUUCACAUGUGUUGGCCCAGAAAACCUGCAAGCGCUCAUAGAGGAGGUGGCAGAGGCCAUCGGUGCAGGUGUGGAUCCUGGCAGUAACGCCACCUAUGUCAGCCAGUGGAAUCUGGCCAGCGCCUUUUUUUUCUCUGGGACGGUCAUCACGACUAUCGGUUUUGGAAACAUCUCCCCCAAGACGGAAGGCGGUCAACUGUUUUGUAUUUUCUACGCCUUGGUUGGAAUUCCGUUCUUUGGUAUCUUGCUUGCUGGAGUUGGAGACCAUCUGGGUACCGGGUUGAGGAAGACAGUUGCCAAAAUAGAGAAGCUCUUCCUGAAAUGGCGUAUCAGUCCAACCGUUGUGCGAGUGAUUUCUGCCAUCUUGUCCAUCCUGCUGGGCUGCCUGCUGUUUGUUGCCGUGCCAAUCCUGGUUUUCCAAAGGGUGGAAGGCUGGACCCUGCUGGAGUCCGCAUACUUUGUCGUCAUCACCCUGACAACAGUGGGGUUUGGAGACUAUGUGGCAGGGGAUUCGGGGCUGCAAGGCAGUGACCACUGGUACAAGCCAUUGGUAUGGUUCUGGAUCUUGGUGGGUCUUGCCUACUUCGCAUCCAUUCUGUCAAUGAUUGGAAAUUGGCUUCGAGUUCUCUCCAAGAAGACCAGAGCAGAGAUGGAGGAACUGCGAGCCCACGCCACUGACUGGACUCAAAACAUCCAGAAUAUGGAUUUUCGGAUCUCCGGAAAAAUUGAUGACCCCUUUAGACGGCGUCGGCGAAGGCGGCGGCGGCGCCGGGAUCGCCGCCACGCCCACGGCGGUUCGGCUCCUGGGGCUCCUGAGGGAGAAGAUCAGAAUGAGAGCGAAACCGAUUCGGAAUCGUACUCCUCUUAUACUUCCUCCAAUGAGUCCGAAUCAGCAUCCGAAUCUGAAACCACUCGGUCUGAGCAGGUGCCUGAAGAAAAGAAGGACCCCCUCUUUUCUCAGCCGCUUGACUAUUUUGGGGAAAACCUAGCAUUCAUUGAUGAGUCAUCUGAUGCCCAAAGCGGUCAUUUACAUUUAGAUACUCAAUUCGACAACAAAAAGCAACCAAAUCCAAAACGCGGCCAAUCGCACAAAAGAAGGCGCCACAGGGGGCCUGCCCCACGGGGGAGCCCCAAAAGUCAUCGAAACCAAAGAGCCGGUCUCGACAGAAAGGACUACAAUGGAACCCCACGACCAGUUCCAAACAUACCGCUGAAGCCUCAACUAUAA
Molecule: messenger RNA, 1374 nt
Organism: Phycodurus eques (leafy seadragon)
Lineage: Eukaryota; Metazoa; Chordata; Actinopteri; Syngnathiformes; Syngnathidae
Gene: kcnk4b
Product: potassium channel subfamily K member 4
Exons: 6
Coding region: 1-1374 (457 amino acids)
Biological process (GO): stabilization of membrane potential; potassium ion transmembrane transport
Cellular component (GO): membrane
Molecular function (GO): potassium ion leak channel activity
Source: RefSeq, a predicted model, not a curated record